AGGGGCAGCUGAGUAUUUGGUUCCGGCAACGGUGGACUCGGCCAUCCGCCGUUCGGUCACAUCACGAUCGUCACAGUUCUUCGAUCGACGUCUACUUCGCCACGUCGCGUAGCUCGCCAUAGAUCUCUGCCGUGCCGACUAUGUGAAAACGGUUCUUCGUAUUAAUAUUAUCACCACCGGAUACGUACACAAAAUUCCGUCACGUUUACUGCCACCUGAGCAGUGUAUUACAUAAUAUUCUUGAAAACAUUGUCACGUCCGAUAUCCAUUAACCGUCGGUCACCACCAUCAUGAUCCGGUUACUGUUCAACGUCGCGCUGUUGCUGGCCCUACUUUUGGCCGGACCCGCGGUCACAUCCUCGGUGGACAGCAACAGUGUAGAUGACGGCGAAGAGAACCCGUUCCUGGAAGCGGCCAAGUCGCUGCUGCAAGACUCGCUGGCCAGCGGACAGGGCGCCGGAGCCGCCGGCGGCUUGGGCUCCGUGCUCCAGUCGUUCAUGCAAACGGAAGGCGCCAAGUCCGGACUAGGAUCGAUCGUUUCCGGUCUGGCAGCCGCUAAGGGUUCCGUCGAUCCGCAGAUGAUCGGCCAACUCGUCGGAAUGUUCGCCGGUGCGGGCGGUUCGGCAGCAGACAAAUCGUCGUCCGGAAACGACGACGGGGCUGGCGUGGACUGGAGCUCCAUGAUCGACUUGGCUUCUGGAUUCAUGUCGUCGACGGCGGGCACAGGUGGCUCCCAGGGUUCGUCGAUAGAGGGUUUCAUGAACGUACUUCCGGUGUUGGUGAAUGCGUUCAGUGGCGGACACAAGCAUUCUGACGAUCCGGAAGUGGAGGAUUUCGAAGAACACGAGCGACACGCCAGAGCCUCAUCCUUCCUGCCGCCGUUCCUAAGUAGUGCAUACGUAUACUGGGAACAUUUUAAAAACAGCGAACUAGGAACAACUUUGUGGAAGAACAGCGGCCUGGGCAGCAUUUUGAAGCUAUUCAUCGACAGGGACGGUCACUUCCAGGUGGACAAGAUAUUCGAGUCCAUGGAAAACGCCACGUUCAGGCGGCGUUGGGUCAGGAGUCUGACCAGUUUCGUCGCCGAAUGGAUUAAACACGUCUCUGAUCCGAACACACAGUCCAGAUAUUUAUCGACGACACAAUUCAUCAUGAACGGGUUCUUAAAGUCUCAAGGUUACUCUAAAGCGGCCCAGUUCGAUCCAGUAAGACCAGCAGAAUCUCUGAGUUUCCUGGCCGACGCAGUGUUUAAACGACAGUUUGGACUCAAAGUAAAUUCGGCUACGUACAUUAAACCUGCGAUAGCAUACAUACAAGAAGUGUUUAGGUUGGGCCAAAGCAAAGGAUUGAGCUUGCAACAUUUAACUUCUAAGGAAAUUGAAGAAAAACUAUCGGAGCUGUUGAAUCACGAAAUAAUUGACCCGGUACUUAGAGUGUGGAGAGUGUAUAGAUUCGUGGGCAAGAAACCAGAAUGUGAUCGUUACUUGGUGUGCAGCAUCAAUCGUAAAGGUCAAUAUCCAGAUAGCAAAACAGGACUAAAACCCGGUGUCACAAAAUUAUCUAGUUUAAUCGCUUCUUGGUUCCUGUCCGGCCAAACGGGAACGCCGUUCUGGAAACUUUACAACGCUGCAACCGAAGACCACAACUGUUCGACUAAAUAUUCGGCCAAUUGUCAAGAAUUUCAUGAAGAAGAUUUGAAAGCUACGACUGAAUAUUUCCACAACGAACUUUAAAAGUAUAUACAUAAAAAAAAAACAACAAAAAAAAAAAAUAUC
Messenger RNA from Melanaphis sacchari, 1775 nucleotides. RefSeq lists its product as uncharacterized. Lineage: Eukaryota; Metazoa; Arthropoda; Insecta; Hemiptera; Aphididae. The record is from RefSeq and is a predicted model, not a curated record. The coding region runs from base 291 to 1733 and encodes 480 amino acids. The transcript has 6 exons.